Messenger RNA from Candidula unifasciata, 2550 nucleotides. The record is from the annotation of a GenBank genome assembly. NCBI's taxonomy places the organism in Eukaryota, Metazoa, Mollusca, Gastropoda, Stylommatophora, Geomitridae.
AUGGUGAACUGUGGUCUUUGUGCGCAGUUGAUCGUGGUUACAGUGUCAACCGUCAAUUUCUUGCUUGUUGUGAAUGGACAACAUGAUAAACAGGUGGCCGUCAAAUGGGGAGUAGCUGAUAGUACGGCCACCGUUGGAAGACUGUUCCGUAUGCACAUACCUAGUGACGCCUUCAGAGGAAAUAUAUUGUCGCAUAAAAUUCUCAGGUCUGGUGGAUCUCCCCUUCCAGGAUGGCUAGAAUUUGACACUGACAACCACAUCCUUCAGGGAAUUGCCACGCCUGCUGAUGCUGGGCAGCUUUACUUGGAGAUUACUGCUCAGGGUUCCACUGGUCAAGCAACGGUUACCAGCUCUAUCAUUGUCCGUGAUGUGCCCACUCACACGUCAGGAGCACCAUUGCUUUUGAAGACAUCAGGACCACAGUUCAUUCACUGUAAGGAAAAAGAGCCGGAAACUGUAGCCACAAUGAUAGUUGAUGCGAAUCUUGAGCACAUGGCCUUGUCAGAUCGGUUGAAUCUACUCAGAAAGUUUGUUGCUCAUAUGGGGCUUCAUGAGGACAUGGUGAAGAUGCUGCCUGUGGGAAAUGCUCCAUUUCAUGACAGUUCUGCAUUGGUUUCUGGCAAUGGAGAUACCUUGAUACCUAAAACCACAGGUCUUUUCAUUUCUUGGCCUGUUGGCUGUGGACAGGUGAAAGAGGACCACUUUUCUGUUCUGCAGAGACUAGAUGAUGAUUCAGGAAGUGGUAAAAUGGCCAAAGUUUUGGGACAAUCUGUAAUAGGAUGGAAAGUUACAAACAGCCACUUUCAGCUGCCUACAAGAAAAAGGAGGCAAGUUCAUGCAACACCUACUCCAGCAGUAACUCCCAUUGUACCCACAAAAACAGACUCCAAACAAGAUAAAACAGAUGAGGGUGAUGGCAUUAUGACACAUCAGGUGAUUGUUACUCAGUCCCCCACAUUUAUUCAGCCCACAGCCACACAAGCACCAAUGAUGAAGACUUAUGAUCCUCAAGAGCUGCCAUCUGUUUCUGGAAAAGUAGAAGAGAAGCCAAGUGUAGUGAUGCCCACUGAGACAAUGACAAAAGUACUGCCAGUGACAAAGACUAAAGAAAUGCCAUUGAUCAAGCCAACAACAACAUACCCAUUGGAACCUACAGUUGCUGUUGAUUGUAUGCCUGGCCAAAAACCUGUAGUCAACAGACGAAUAGAGAAACUUGUGUUUCACGUUGGUGAAAUAAUAGAUUAUGUCAUUCCUAAUGACAUAUUUACGGACUGUGAAGUUAACGGAACACGAGAAAUGGAGCUGCAACUUUUCCAAGAUACUACAGACAUCAUUAGACCUGACUUUUUCAUACAGUUUGACACAGAGAAGCAAAAAAUUAUCGGGCUGCCAAUGGAUGAGGAUCACAGCAGAAAAUAUAAUUUUAAUCUCAUUGCCAAAAAGAAGUCCAGUUCAUUGAUAGCAAAUACAGAUAUCACAGUUCAAAUCAAAGGUGUCAAGAAUAGAAGAAAUAUAAACCAUGAACUGAGUGUGACCGUUGACUAUGACUUCAACAAGUUUAUGACCAGUGUGGAAGACAGAAUCAGCUUAGCCAACAAGAUAGCAAGCGUGUAUGGGGACUCUGACGCCAGGAAGCUAACCGUCACUAAAAUUCUGAAAGGUUCAGUCUUGUUUGGUUGGACUAACUCCAGCCUGGCAGCAAAGGCAUGUCCUUCACAGGAAAUAACAAAUCUGGUCGAGAAGCUUGUUGAAGAAGACGGAACACUGACUGAUCAUGCUGUAGAGAAGUUGAAGCCAUUUAGAUUAUUGAGUGCUGAUGUGAAACCUCUGGGUUCCUGUGAAAAGGAUCAACAGUUCCCAGUUAUUGCCAGGAAGCCAAGUGUUUCCACUCUACCACCUGUUGAUAGUGGAGACCAUGAGGACAAGAAAGAUAUAGAUGAUAUUAUGACCACAAGGAAAACCAUGGUUGAACCUGACAUUGAUGAAGAUGACAGAGACAGAGAUGUGAAAGUCAGCAAGCCAACACAGAAAGUUGAUACUACCACUGCUGAAAGUGUGAUUAAGGGCAGUAAGAAGGGUGAUGAUGAAGAUGAUGUUUGGAUAACCACUGUUAUUCCAGCAAUUGUCAUUGUGGUCAUCCUCCUGAUUGCCUUGCUUAUUGCAUGUAUCCUUUACCGUAAAAAGCGGAAGGGGAAGAUGAAUGUAGAGGAGCAGAAUACAUUUAUCAACAAAGGUGCCCCAGUCAUUUUCCCAGAUGAGCUUGAAGACAAGCCGAGCGAUGUCAAUAAACCAUUGCUGGUUGAAGGCAGUCCAGCACCGCCGCCAGAGUACCACAGAAACACAAGCGAGAGUCCUGAACGCCUCGUCGGAAUGAACUAUCGAAUCAACAGAGGUAACUUUGCUUCAUCGCCAGUGGAUGAUAGCAUCACUGAGAUGCCAGAAAAACCGUAUGAACCCCCACCUCCAGUCACAGCUUCCAGCAAUAAUAAGCAGCCCCGAACAACACAUUCGCAGCAGCCGUACUCACAUCCACCUCAAAUAUUGCCAUAG